This is a messenger RNA of Dipodomys ordii (Ord's kangaroo rat), 1119 nucleotides long. RefSeq names its product dual specificity phosphatase 19 (gene Dusp19). Gene Ontology annotation, cellular component: cytoplasm. The record is from RefSeq and is a predicted model, not a curated record. The transcript is spliced from 4 exons. Gene Ontology annotation, biological process: protein dephosphorylation; regulation of MAP kinase activity. The coding region runs from base 22 to 687 and encodes 221 amino acids. Lineage: Eukaryota; Metazoa; Chordata; Mammalia; Rodentia; Heteromyidae. Gene Ontology annotation, molecular function: JUN kinase phosphatase activity.
GUGCUCGCCACCGCUCAUGUGAUGCACUCUCUUAACCAGGAAAUUAAAGCGUUCUCCCGGAAUAACCUCAGGAAGCAAUGCACCAGGGUGACCACGCUAACUGGAAAGAAAAUUAUAGAAACGUGGAAAGAUGCCCGAAUGCAGGUGGUGGAGGAAGUGGAGCCGAGCGGAGGGGGUGGUUGUGGUUACGUGCAGGACCACAGCUUGGACCUGCAGGUUGGCGUUGUUAAGCCUUGGUUGCUUCUAGGGUCACAAGAUGCUGCUCAUGAUCUGGAUACACUGAGAAAGUACAAGGUGACUCAUAUUCUCAAUGUUGCAUAUGGAAUUGAAAAUGCUUUCCUCAGUGAGUUUACAUACAAGAACAUUUCUAUAUUGGAUUUGCCUGAGACCAAUAUCCUGUCUUAUUUUCCAGAAUGCUUUGAAUUUAUUGAACAAGCAAAAAUGAAGGAUGGUGUGGUUCUUGUUCAUUGUAAUGCAGGAGUUUCCAGGGCUGCCACAAUUGUAAUAGGCUUUCUGAUGUAUUCUGAAGAAAUCUCCUUUCCUGGUGCAUUUUCUUUCGUGAAAAAUGCAAGGCCUUCCAUCUGUCCAAAUUCUGGCUUCAUGGAGCAGCUUCAGACCUAUCAAGAGGGCAAGGCAAGCAGUUUGUGUGCUGACACACCAGAAUUGGGAAAGAGCAAUAGCUCAUGAGUUUCAUUCUAACAGAUGAUGGACGAAUGUAAUUUCUGAAUUGGUAUUGGCAGCCAUCUUUCCUCUUUUGGGGAGAGUAAACAAGUAACUUGCUUUUAACAAGUGGAAAUGAGGGUCAAUUUGUUCUGAAUUAGUGUCUGAAUACAGUUGAAAAACUAUACUGCUUUCUCUUUGUUACUAUAAUAUUUGUGUGUUUCUUUGAUGUUUAUAGAAGAAAAAGGCUUACAUUUCAAGGCUAUAUUACAGAAAGAAUAAAUCAGUUAAUGAGGCCUUUUAUCAUUUUCUAUCACAGCAUCCAACUAAAUAAAGCAAAAACCUGAAAGGGCUACUUGACUUCUAUUUUUGAAAGAAGUAAAUUUUUUGGUAAAGAAUUUUAAAGUUAAAAUAUGAAUACCUUCUUACAGGACACUAUAUUGAAAAUGAACUUUAUAA